UCAUGUAACGUACUGAAAUGUGAUUGGUUGGAAUAAUAUAUUCCCAUCAACAGAAAUUCAAUUUAAUAAAUUUAAAUCCGUGUUCCGCACUAAGCUAUCGAUGGUAUGACUUAUCGGUUUUUAUAGAACACAGUUACAUUUUAGAUCCGUAUUUUCGACCGAAGUGCCCACUGUCGUAUUUUUUGUGGAUGAAAUUAUGUCAUCGUUCGGAAUAUUUGGUAUUGUUUAUGAGAAAUACGAUAACUUAUAUUGAAUUUAAAGUUUCCUUCAUUUAGCUCCGGUCUUCAAUACAUUGACGUGAAAACUUACUGGUGAAAUGUGCGCAAAAAUGUUACCAUCAAUAUUUGUGAGUUGUUUUCUUAUAAAUCUUGUUACGGGUACAUACGUAUCCAACUUGAACGAUUCUUGCUUAAGAUGCCUCUGUCACGUGUCCGGUUGUGAUCUAUCCCAUGGUUGUUCAGACGGUUAUUGUGGACCGUAUUACAUAUCCAGAGUGUACUGGGUCGACGCUGGAAAACCUACUCUACCAGAUGACAGCCCUGAGAGGAAAGAAGCUUAUGAAGAUUGCGCAAGAGACUAUUACUGUUCCCAGAGAAUCGUACAAGGCUACAUGGCGAAGUUUGGAAAGGACUGCAAUGGAGAUGGUGUAACAAACUGCUUCGACUACAUGAUGAUAAACCACCACGGACCGUCAUGUUCGGCACCACUACAUACCACGCAGUUGGGGCGUCGUCGACUGCAGCUCUUCAACCAGUGUCGUUUUAAUCAAUGACAAUAAUCUUUAACGCGAUAAUUAGUCAACUUAUUAAAUGAUUUUUGUAACGAA
Messenger RNA from Vanessa atalanta (red admiral), 826 nucleotides. Its product is annotated as lysozyme 2-like. The record is from RefSeq and is a predicted model, not a curated record. Gene Ontology annotation, molecular function: lysozyme activity. Bases 317 to 772 code for a protein of 151 amino acids. Lineage: Eukaryota; Metazoa; Arthropoda; Insecta; Lepidoptera; Nymphalidae. The transcript is spliced from 4 exons.